AUUAAGUGAGGGCGGAAGAUGGCGGCGGCCGGGACGGGUCCGGGAGACCCGGACGGGGGGUCCGAGGGGUCAAAUCGCGAUCGGAGUGCUUUUGAGUGCAAUAUCUGUUUGGAGCCCGCAAGAGAAGCAGUCAUUGGUCUCUGUGGCCAUUUAUACUGCUGGCCUUGCCUUCACCAGUGGCUAGAAACACGGCCGGAGCGUCAGGAGUGCCCCGUAUGCAAGGCAGGAAUCAGCCGCGACAAAGUCAUCCCGCUCUACGGUCGUGGCAGCUCGGCCCAGCAGGAUCCCAGGUUGAAGACACCUCCCCGGCCACGGGGGCAGCGGCCGGAGCCCGAGUCCCGAGGGGGCGUGGGCGGCUUCCCCGAUGCAGCCACCGGCUUCCAUAUGGCGUUCGGCAUCGGCGCGUUCCCCUUUGGGUUUUUUGCUACCGGCUACAGUGGCCCGGGAGAAAGAGCAGAGGCGGAUAUUGUCAGGCCCUCGAGCUGGCAGGAUUCUCUGUUUCUCUUCAUCGCCAUCUUCUUUUUCUUCUGGCUGCUGAGCAUCUGACCGGAUCCUGCUGGACUUGCCCUACUCUAAAGACUUCAGAACUGGACAUGAGGGCUUUGAUACGAGGGGGGGGGAGGAGAAGGGGAGGCCAGAGGGGGGGGGGAGCUCUCUCCAAGUUGCACAGGCUGGGCAGGAGGGGUCAUGAGGAUGUAAUUUAGGCAUGACGUUUCUCUGGCAGCCCCUCCCCCCCCCCACAAGUGUGUGUGUUCCCAUCUAAAGCAGAAUUAAAGUAUGUAAUAGGACUACUUUGGAGAUUCGAAAGGGGAGGGAGGGGGGAGAGUCCCGUGAGUUAAUCAAGAGGGGGGAAUCUUCUUAUUCUCAAACAGAAGAACGGUUCUUCCCCCUUUUGAUUUUUUUUGCGGGCAGGGGAGCUCAGUCGGAAAGAUUUGGGAGGGCGUGAAGGGGGGCGGCCGUCUGUUUCUCGGAGGACUGCAUUUCGGCCCUCCAGAUGCUGUGCUGCUCAUCCGCUACUUGCACAUCUGUGGGGGUGGAGGGUUUGCAGCCUUGGUUUAUUGUCGCUACAGGUGAUUCCUAAGGGAGAGCGUAAGAGGGCUGAUGGGCAGUUUUUCUUGGACGUCGUGCUCCGUUGUUGCGUUUAUCCCCCUUCACUGUAGUUUGUGGCUUACAUGCCGUCCAUUGCUGGAGCGGGCACCGUACAGAAACUGGAAGUGCCCUUUGCCCCAUCUCUUACAUGGUUGUAACUCAUGAGGGACAGGGGUUUGGUUGGGUGGAGGGAAUGUCCCUUUUCUCUCCAUAAAUGCACAUGUCCAAAAACUUAUGCAGAGUGGGGACAAUGACAGAAAGAUGGAGGUAUUCAGCGGAGCAGGGGAGUCAUUCUUAGAAGCCCCCCAAAUUGGCACAUCUGUCCUGCCAUUCCAGUUGCCAACCACUGGAUUAUGAAUAGCUUUGGCAUGUACGAUCCACCCCCCCCCCCCCCAAAAUAUGGUAACAGAGGCCCCUCAUAGCUUGUUCUCUGGAACAUGAGAGUUUUUCUGCUGUUGCAAAGAGGCCAGCUAGUCGAGUUGGAACAGUGAAUUACAGGGUGGUAUUCUGUUUGUGGGUGCAGUAGGGUGGGGGGGGGGUUCAUCAUGUCUGGGGGUGGGGGGGAGAUCCCAGUUUUGGGCUGUGGCACGUUGGGAGAUAUCUUUUUUCCUCAAAUGACAGUAUUUCAUGGUCCAGAAGUCUCUGUGAAAAUUCAACUUUUUUUUUUUGAGUGAAUGAGCAGAAAUUUGGUGUAAAUUUAAUCGAUGCUGUAAUUAAAUUAACCACGAUUCUUA
Messenger RNA from Sphaerodactylus townsendi, 1823 nucleotides. It is a transcript of the gene RNF5, whose product is annotated as ring finger protein 5. The record is from RefSeq and is a predicted model, not a curated record. Gene Ontology annotation, molecular function: ubiquitin protein ligase activity; ubiquitin-like protein conjugating enzyme binding. The transcript has 6 exons. Gene Ontology annotation, biological process: ubiquitin-dependent protein catabolic process. Gene Ontology annotation, cellular component: endoplasmic reticulum. NCBI's taxonomy places the organism in Eukaryota, Metazoa, Chordata, Lepidosauria, Squamata, Sphaerodactylidae. The coding region runs from base 19 to 546 and encodes 175 amino acids.